Molecule: messenger RNA, 1644 nt
Organism: Cynocephalus volans (Philippine flying lemur)
Lineage: Eukaryota; Metazoa; Chordata; Mammalia; Dermoptera; Cynocephalidae
Gene: SLC38A4
Product: solute carrier family 38 member 4
Exons: 15
Coding region: 1-1644 (547 amino acids)
Biological process (GO): amino acid transmembrane transport
Cellular component (GO): plasma membrane
Molecular function (GO): L-amino acid transmembrane transporter activity
Source: RefSeq, a predicted model, not a curated record
AUGGAUCCCAUGGAACUGAGAAAUGUCAACAUCGAACCAGAUGAUGAGAGCAGCAGUGGAGAAAGUGUUCAAGAUAGCUACACCGGGAUGGGAAAUUUAGAAAAGGCAGCAAUGAGCAGUCAGUUUGCUAAUGAAGAUACUGAAAGCCAGAAAUUCCUGACAAAUGGAUUUUUGGGGAAAAAGAAGCUGGCAGAUUACGAUGAUGAGCAUCAUCCUGGAGCCACGUCCUUUGGAAUGUCCUCAUUCAACCUGAGUAAUGCAAUCAUGGGCAGUGGAGUCCUGGGCUUGUCCUACGCCAUGGCCAACACGGGAAUCGUACUUUUUAUAAUCAUGCUGCUUGCUGUGGCAAUAUUAUCACUCUAUUCAGUUCACCUUUUAUUAAAGACAGCCAAGGAAGGAGGGUCCUUAAUUUAUGAAAAAUUAGGGGAAAAGGCAUUUGGAUGGCCUGGAAAAAUUGGAGCUUUUAUUUCCAUUACAAUGCAGAACAUUGGAGCGAUGUCAAGCUACCUCUUUAUUAUUAAAUAUGAACUACCUGAAGUAAUCAGAGCGUUCAUGGGACUUGAAGAAAAUACUGGAGAAUGGUACCUCAAUGGCAACUACCUCGUCAUAUUUGUGUCUGUUGGAGUUAUUCUUCCACUUUCUCUUCUUAAAAAUUUAGGUUACCUUGGUUAUACCAGUGGAUUUUCUCUUACCUGCAUGGUGUUUUUUGUCAGUGUGGUGAUUUACAAGAAAUUCCAAAUACCCUGCCCUUUGCCGGUUCUGGAUCAUAAUGUUGGAAAUAUGACGUUCAAUAUCACACUUCCGAUGCACGUGGUAAUGUUACCCAACAACUCUGAGAGUACUGGUGUGAACUUCAUGAUGGAUUACACCCACCGCAGUCCGGCAGGGCUGGAUGACAACCAGGCCAAGGGCUCUCUUCAAGGCAGUGGAGUAGAAUAUGAAGCCCAUAGUGAGGACAAGUGCCAACCCAAAUACUUUGUAUUCAACUCCCGGACGGCCUAUGCAAUCCCUAUCCUAGCAUUUGCUUUUGUAUGCCACCCUGAGGUCCUUCCCAUCUACAGUGAACUUAAAGAACGGUCCCAGAGGAAGAUGCAGACAGUGUCAAAUAUUUCCAUCACAGGGAUGCUUGUCAUGUACCUUCUUGCUGCCCUUUUUGGUUACCUGACCUUCUAUGGAGAAGUUGAAGAUGAGUUACUUCAUGCUUACAGCAAAGCAUAUACAUUUGACACCCCUCUUCUCAUGGUACGCCUGGCAGUCCUUGUGGCAGUAACACUGACUGUGCCCAUUGUCCUGUUCCCAAUUCGUUCAUCAGUGACCACACUCUUAUUUGCCAAGAGACCCUUCAGCUGGAUAAGACAUUUUUUGAUUGCAGCCAUACUUAUUACACUUAAUAAUGUUCUGGUCAUCCUUGUGCCAACUAUAAAAUACAUCUUUGGAUUCAUAGGGGCUUCUGCUGCCACUAUGCUGAUUUUCAUCCUUCCAGCAGCUUUUUAUCUUAGACUUGUCAAGAAGGAACCCCUUAGGUCACCCCAAAAGAUCGGGGCUUUAAUUUUCCUUUUGGUUGGAAUCAUCUUUAUGAUUGGAAGCAUGGCGCUCAUUAUAAUUGACUGGAUUUACAAUCCUCCAAAUUCCAAGCAUCACUAA